CAACCAAUGUAUGUGAUCAAGGUGCCUCAAAUGUAAGUGCCAUCAAUAGUUUAAUUGAAGAAACGAGAGUUGAAUAUUUGAGGAAAGGUUGAAGAAUUAAAAGAAGCUGUAUUUAAACUAGAUGGGGAAGAAGUUGUUCCAUUAUAUUAUGAUGUUCCACAUCUACUAAAAGGAAUCAGAAAUAGCGUUCUGAACAAAAAUCUUAAAUAUGUAAUGGAUGGGACAUUAAGGGCUGCUAAAUGGGAUCACAUCAUUAAACUAUUUGAAUGUAACCCCACAUAUAAAGGGGUAAGUCUAAUAAAAAAUCUAUCAGAAUCGCACUGUAACCCAAAUAAAAUACCAAAAAUGAAAGUUAAGUUUGCAGCACAAAUAUUUAGCCACACAGUUGGGUGGAACAUGGGCUUUUUGGCAGAACAAGGAUUGUUGCCUGAAGAUUGCAAAGACACAGCAGACCUUCUCCUGUUCUUUGACAAUCUUUUUGAUUCCCUAAAUGGCAGUUUCAAAAAUUCAUCAAAGAAAAGUGGAAAAGUUCUUCUACAAGCAGUGACCCCGACAUCCAAGCACCAAGAUACUUGGAAUAAGUCAAAAAGUGUUCUAAAAUCAAUGAAAUUAUUCACCAAAGAAGGAGAAGCCUUCAAUUACUAA
Messenger RNA from Colias croceus (clouded yellow), 645 nucleotides. RefSeq lists its product as uncharacterized. The record is from RefSeq and is a predicted model, not a curated record. The coding region runs from base 214 to 645 and encodes 143 amino acids. NCBI's taxonomy places the organism in Eukaryota, Metazoa, Arthropoda, Insecta, Lepidoptera, Pieridae. The transcript is spliced from 2 exons.